Messenger RNA from Syngnathus typhle (broad-nosed pipefish), 1236 nucleotides. It is a transcript of the gene pheta1, whose product is annotated as PH domain containing endocytic trafficking adaptor 1. Bases 244 to 1056 code for a protein of 270 amino acids. The record is from RefSeq and is a predicted model, not a curated record. Lineage: Eukaryota; Metazoa; Chordata; Actinopteri; Syngnathiformes; Syngnathidae. Gene Ontology annotation, cellular component: recycling endosome; trans-Golgi network; early endosome. The transcript has 3 exons. Gene Ontology annotation, biological process: receptor recycling; endosome organization; retrograde transport, endosome to Golgi.
GCUCCUUAUGUGGGUCACGUGACAUGUGGAAAAAUGGGAGAAGGAAGGCGGCUCGAUGAAGAACGCUCCAAGGACUUUUCUCCAGAACAAACAUCUUUACUCAACUGGAUGUUUUUGAAAAUGGCUUAAGAGAUGAAAUACAAAAAGUGGACGCUUGGAAUUAGAAGAGCAACUGUGAUGGGAGCAAGAGAGUAUACGUACACAUGAAUUAAUAAUCCGCAAGCAAGAGAAAGCGCAGUGACGAUGAAGCUGAACGAACGCAGCGUGGCCCACUACGCCACGUGUGACUCGCCGCCCGACAAGACGGGCUUCCUGUUCAAGAAGGGCGAGCGCAACACGGCUUACCAUCGCCGCUGGUUCGUCCUAAAAGGCAACAUGCUCUUCUACUUCGAGGAGCGCGACGGCCGCGAGCCCAUCGGCCUCAUCGUCCUAGAGGGCUGCACCGUGGAGCUCUGUGAGUCGGCCGAGGAGUUCGCUUUCGCCGUCAAGUUCGACUGCGCUCGGGCUCGCGUGUACAAGAUGGCGGCCGACAGCCAGGCGGCCAUGGAGUCCUGGGUCAAAGCGUUGUCGCGGGCCAGCUUUGACUACAUGAGGCUGGUGGUCAAGGAGCUGGAGAGGCAGUUGGAAGAGAUCCGAGAGGCGGGCGGCGGAGUCCCACAAAGCAGGCCCAGGUCAUUCAAGCGAGUGUCCAAAUCACGAUCGUCGUCGUCGUCGUCGUCCUUGUCGACGUCGUCCUCCUGCUCUGGACAGAAGAACCACCAGGAGGAGGGCCAGCUCAUGUCCGGAGGUCCCAAGGAGAACGGCGUGGCCUGGAGCAAAGCGCAACCCGGCUUGGCUAACGGUUCCUCUGAGGCAGCUAACUCCUGUGUAGCCUGGGAGGGCGGGGCGGACGGGGCGAGUGCCAAUGGGGCCAGGGCUCCCCCGGUGCCCCCUAGAAGAAGAGGAGCAUCUCUGGAGAGCCCCUUCUCACCCGGCACCGGAUGUUUCUCCAAGCUCCACGACUGGUACGGACUCGAGGUGGAGGAACUGAGGGCCCAGUGGCUGCAGAGUCAGUGAAGCCAUUGAGACGGGUCUAGUUAUCCAAAAAUAUUUCAUUCCGUUGUUCCCUUUUCCAGGGUGGAAGUGGAAACUGAACAGUAUCCCCCAAGUGCUAAAAGCAGACUACACCCUUGAAUGUUUUUAAUCUUCAUCACGAGCCACUUUUAAUACUGCCCAUAAAAGCCCUCCACCACCAAA